Messenger RNA from Trichoderma asperellum CBS 433.97, 1053 nucleotides. NCBI's taxonomy places the organism in Eukaryota, Fungi, Ascomycota, Sordariomycetes, Hypocreales, Hypocreaceae. The record is from RefSeq and is a predicted model, not a curated record.
AUGAUCAAGCGGGGGGAAGAAGGGAGCGGUUUCCACGUUUUCAAUUUUGCGCCAGAUCAGUAUCACCGCGCUCAAGUUCUCCAACGGGCUGGGGCCAUUGACAUUACUUGUGAGCUUGAGAAGGUCAUUCACGGAGCUUUAUCAGCCGAUAGUGAUUAUUAUGCGACUCUAAUGGUCAUGCGAUGGGAUUUUCAGCCGAGAAAUGGACGGCGGAUCUCUGUGGCUACCAUAGAGCUUUUAUUCCAGGAUAUCUCAGAUGGCGGCAGCAUCCAGGUUGAGAGAAUCUCAUUUGACGGUACAUUCAGUUUGAUGCCGAAAACACAACAAGAGAGCAUUAUAUCAGGAGACAAUAUCGAAGUUAAACAUAAACUGGAUACUGUGCUCCAAAAGGCUAUAAACGAUAACGUGCUGAUGAUCUGCUCCUCUCUUGAUGCGGGCAAAUUCGCUCAAUAUGACUACCCAAGUGGCCCCUGGGGCCAUAAAUACUUCUUCCGUAUCGGUGCUGCCCGUGCUGAUGGCAACGUAUUCGAAUGGACUGACGAAGCCGGCAUUGCUUUUGUUUACCGGGCGUCGAACAGCAUCUAUCAUGCUGAGAACAACAUAAUAGGCGAUAAUGCUGCCAAAAUCAAGUACGAAACAGGUUUGAGCGUGGCUACGGCUCUGGCAGCUGGACUUGCCGCCAUGAUCAUCUACUGCGUCAAAGCCAGCAUUCUGGCCCUUAAAACCGCUAACCAAAAUAAGGGAUAAGUCGUGGGUAUCGCGAUAUCAGACAAUACUGCAGGUAUGAUUGCCAAACACGAAGCCAUGAAGCGAGCUUUUACCUGCUUAGGUGAAGUGACGCCGAAUAAAUUCAUACAAGUAUGGGAGAAGCUGGAUAAAAUUAGCUCCAUGUUGAAGUCACGGACUGGAGAUUUGACUCCAGAGCUUAAGUUGGAGCGCACGAAUCAGUUUGUGCAAUUCGGGUCUCGACUUGCAAGCAGCAUUCAAUCAGAUGGGAUAAAGAGAAGGCUUUAAAGGAAAGAGAUGUUCUCAAGGUGCCUUGAAAUGAUCAAC